Molecule: messenger RNA, 993 nt
Organism: Daldinia childiae
Lineage: Eukaryota; Fungi; Ascomycota; Sordariomycetes; Xylariales; Hypoxylaceae
Exons: 4
Coding region: 1-993 (330 amino acids)
Source: RefSeq, a predicted model, not a curated record
AUGGCGGGAGAACUUUGCUAUCCUACCCUUCUCACUAUUGUAUUCAUGCUCCUUACAGGUCUCUAUGGUUUCGUCAAGUUCUCGCAUGAGAAUGACUAUGCGACCGAAGGUAAAGCAUCAAUCGAUUUGAAGGAGCCUAUUCAUCUCACCUCUCCUUCCGGUCUUCAUCCCCUCGUUGAACAUCCUGUUGUCGAUUCUACUGGUCCACUCAUCACCUAUGCAUACACUGAGUCCCCGACUGCUCGAGAGAACUUGAUGUUUUUCGUCGAACAUGGCUUGCAUGGCAGCGCGGACUUCAUCUUCAUCCUCAACGGACCCACCAACGUCGCCAACCUGAUCCCCAGCACGGCCAAUAUCGAAAUCAUCUCGCAACCAAAUAAAUGCUUCGGUCUAGGUGUCCACGGCGAAGUUCUCCGCAAGGAUGGACUCUGGAAGAAGCACAACAGCUUCAUCAUGCUCAAUUCCGGUAUCCGAGGGCCCUUCAUGCCAUACUGGAGCCGCAGCUGCUGGAGCGACGCGUUUCUAAGCCGCGUCACCAAGGACGUCAAGCUCGUAGGAACAACAGCAACCUGCCACCCUAAAUUCCACAUCCACCCCACGAUCUGGGCUACGGAUUCAGUCGGCAUGGAACUUCUGCUAAACCCGCCCGAGCACCACGGCAGCAACCAAAUCGUCGCGCUAGGAGGCUGCUACAAGAGCCAGGCGCAAGCAUCCCGCGGCGAGAUCGAAGCGACGUAUGUGAUCAAGAAGGCAGGAUACAACGUCGACGCCAUGAUAGCAGCGUUUCACGAGACCGGAAGCUACGAAGAUGACUGUUCCAAAGACUGGGCUAAAGAAUCGGUGCUGUACCAGCACUUCUAUAAUAGGAUCGCCCAUCCGUACGAGACGUUGUUCAUCAAGGCGGACGGCGAUGCCGAUCCAGUUGCCCUGGCCACUCAUACAGAAUGGUACAAACCUCAUGGUGAGAAUGGCAGCUGGGAUACGUGUCGUUGA